CGGCGGAAAAUUACAGAAGAAGAGAGAGUGACAGUGGCGCCCUCCCGGUUGUUGUUGCUGCUUGACUUUUCUUUCUGCGAAUAAAAAAAAUAAAUUGUCCGGGCGACGAAAAAACGGGAAAAGAAGUGAAUUUUGGCAGUGCAAAUGGCCGAUCUGACGCUGGGGCACGACGAGGAGGCGGAUAUUAAUGAGGAGCUACAAUUGCAGCAGCUAGAUGACUUCGACACGCGCAGCGAGGCCUCCGACUCAUCGAGCGACUCCAAGAGAAUGAGUUCCAUCAGUACGGAGUCAAGUGUGAGCCCCACGGUGCGGAAUCGCACGCAAAAAGUGGCAAAGGGCCCUGCGAAGAAGUCCACAGAUGAGGAUGAGGCACAACGCAAACGGGGCCCCACAAUACAGACAAAAGUACUCGCACCGAAGCGCAAUAGCGGCAGUAGCAUGAAGAGCCAACCAAAGUCCUACGACUACAUGACAAAGCUCAAUUAUUUGUUCCGGGAGGCGCGGUACUUUGUGAUAAAGUCCAACAAUGCUGAGAAUGUUACGCUGUCCAAGGCAAAGAGUGUGUGGGCAACACUUCCACAGAAUGAGGCGAACCUCAAUCAAGCAUUCCGGGAAUGCCGGAAUGUCUUGCUAAUCUUCUCCGUCAAGGAGAGCGGCAAAUUUGCCGGGUUCGCCCGGAUGGACACGGAGGCACGUCACGAUGGGCCAACAGUGAGCUGGGUGCUGCCACAUGGAUUGUCAGCAAAAGCUCUUGGGGGUGUCUUCAAGAUUGACUGGAUCUGCCGCAAGGAGCUCUCAUUCACAUGCACGGGGCACUUGUUUAAUCCCUGGAAUGAGGGGAAGCCCGUGAAAAUUGGGCGCGAUGGGCAGGAGAUUGAGCCUAAAGUGGGUGCAGAGUUGUGUCGCCUCUUUCCGGCUGACGAUCAGAUUGAGCUCACGCCGAUCCUGCGAAAAUCCAAGGAGACUUCCAAUCGGCUCCGUGAGAAGGGUAUUCGCCCCAAGGUUGUCUACCGUGGGCCACCAAGUCGCCCCACAGUGUCACUGCGUGGCCGCCCACCGCCAGUGCUUCGUGGAAUAGCACGCAAGAAGCUCUAUUUGACGAGUCGCAGCAAGCUAACCAACUCCGUGGGGCCCUACAAGCGUCCCGCAUCUCCGUACAGUCGUGUUGACCGGCUGCUGCCGCCACCGCUGUGGGAACGCUACCCAACGAGCACGGCAGCUGCUGAGGCUUACGUGGAGAAGUACAUGCGCCAGAUGCAGCAUCAGCUGCCCCCAAUGCCCUAUGCACCACCCCCAGGAUUCACAUCGCUUCUCCCCUACGACACGAUCCCUCCGCCGCCGCCACCGCGCUACUACGACGGCGUUCCGGUGCCCGAGUAUGCACGACAUUCCUACGAGAGUAGUCGCUACGAGCGCGAGGACUUCCUCAGGGGCAGCACAUCCGCUGCUGACUACCAUCGGCAGCACCGGGGGCGUGAACGGGAACGCGACCGGGGCGAGUAUCGGGAUCGGAGUCACCAUCGCAGCUACAGGGAUCGCCGAUGAUUGACACCACCACCACAGUGGCGGGCUGAGCAGCUCACAAGUAUCCGGGAUGCCACCGGAGCAAUAACAAUAACGCGGCGACACCGGGACAUACCGCGAUGGCCACGUCCCCCGUCGCCUUCGUAUUGUUCUUCUCAUCAUCUUUCUAAACAAAAAACAAAAAAACAAGCGAUAACGCGAGCAGAAUUUUAUUAAAAUAAACGUAUAAAAAACACGAGAAAAUCUCAUGGGCAGGAAGAGAGGAAUAUGGCCAGUGCGAGAUGUUCAUCUUACUCCCCAUUUAAUAUCAAUGUCUAAAAAAAUGAGUAUUUCUAUCGAUUGGAUGAGAUAAGCUUUGAUUUCCUACAUAAAAAAUUCAUUUUAGAUCCAUUAAAAAUGAAAUGAAAAUAUA
Messenger RNA from Lutzomyia longipalpis, 1936 nucleotides. It is a transcript of the gene Ythdc1, whose product is annotated as YTH domain-containing protein 1. Gene Ontology annotation, cellular component: nucleoplasm. NCBI's taxonomy places the organism in Eukaryota, Metazoa, Arthropoda, Insecta, Diptera, Psychodidae. The coding region runs from base 145 to 1545 and encodes 466 amino acids. Gene Ontology annotation, biological process: regulation of alternative mRNA splicing, via spliceosome; mRNA splicing, via spliceosome. The record is from RefSeq and is a predicted model, not a curated record. Gene Ontology annotation, molecular function: mRNA binding; N6-methyladenosine-containing RNA reader activity. The transcript has a single exon.